CACUCACUCACUCGCUCACUCGUCUUUAUACGUGAGCGUUUACAAUUGUUUUGCUGAAAAAGGGACAACAAGUUUGGAAACUGAAGCUGAAGAUUUACGUCAUUCUUAAUGUGGAUAAUGAAAUGGGGUAUAUGGUAAUAUAAAGAAUUCAAUACAUCAGAAAAGAGAAGUUUGGGAUUAUAUAAAAGUAUCGUUCUGGAGUUUGAUUUACUCUUUGAAGAAAAUGGUUAGUGCAGAAAACAACAGCGCAAACUUGCCUCUUAAACAGAGAUUCAAGGACUUAUUAAUUGGAGACCAGAUAUGGCCAAACGAUAGCAAGGUGCAGGUUGAAUUGUACACCAAUGAGAACAAUCUCAAAGAACGUCUGCAGUGGUUCUUUAUCAAAAACCAAAAAUCAAGUCUCAAAGUGCGAGUGCUUUAUUUUUCCCUCAACCUUUUGAGCUGCAUUUUGUACAUGGCCCGAGUGCUGGAUGACGACGAACCGGACCAUGCAUGCUUGGAUUGCCAAUACAAAAAUUAUACCCUCCUUAAUAUCAACUGGGCCUCGGUUAUUUGGGUUAGACGAAGUAAAGAGAUUUGGUGUAUGCAGGUGUCUGUUGCCAUCGCAUGUCUGUUCCCAAGAAUCCUAGUGAUGUAUUUAAGCUACAAGGGGAACAUAAGGCAGCAGAUUUUUCGAAUAACAUUUAUCCUGGAAAUGAUUGACUCAGUGCCAUUUCUCAUUUCAAUUUUUUAUCGACCACUCCGGAACCUCUUCAUCCCAGUGUUUCUGAACUGCUGGCUGGCAAAGCACGCUCUGGAAAACAUAGUCAACGACCUUCAUCGUGCCAUUCACCGUACACAGACAGCCAUGUUCAACCAGGUCCUCAUUCUCAUCUCCACCAUCAUGUGCCUCAUUUUCACAUUUAUUUGUGGAGUUGAACACUUACAGCGAGCUGGAGGAAAGAUUAAUCUUUUUGACUCCUUCUACUUCUGCAUCGUGACCUUCUCUACAGUGGGGUUUGGAGACGUCAUCCCUGACAUCUGGCCCUCCAAGCUUCUAGUUGUUAUCAUGAUUUUUGUUGCUUUAUUGGUGCUCCCUAUCCAGUUUGAGCAGCUGGCUUUCUUAUGGAUGGAACGACAGAAGUCAGGAGGAAAUUACAGCAGGCACAGAGCCGAAACCGAAAAACAUGUGGUGCUAUGUGUCAGUUCACUCAAAAUCAAUCGGCUUAUGGAUUUCCUAAAUGAGUUCUAUGCCCACCCCGGGCUUGAGGACCACUAUGUCAUCAUCCUUUGCCCAGCAGAGAUGGACACAAAAGUUAGACAGAUACUGCAGAUCCCGAUGUGGUCACACAGGGUCAUAUAUUUACAAGGCUCUGCUCUUAAAGACGAAGAUUUGGUCAGGGCCAAGCUGGAUAAGGCUGAAGCUUGUUUCAUUCUAACCAGCCGCUGUCAAGCAGACCGCAAUGCAGCAGAUCAUCAGACUAUCCUGCGGGCUUGGGCAGUGAAGGACUUUGCUCCUGAUUGUCGUCUUUUUGUCCAGAUUCUCAAACCGGAAAACAAACUGCAUGUAAAAUUUGCAGAUCACAUAGUUUGCGAGGAAGAGUUUAAAUAUGCCAUGCUGGCCCUGAACUGCAUCUGUCCCGCUACGUCCACCCUCAUCACCCUGCUGGUGCACACCUCACAAGGCCUAGAGGGCACAUAUUCUCCCGAAGACUGGCACAGAAUUUAUGACAAAUGUUCAGGUAAUGAGGUGUACAACAUUGUUCUCAAAGACAGCGUCUUCUUUUCUGAGUACGAGGGAAUGAGUUUUCCUUGUGCCUCCUUCCACUCAUAUAAAAAGUAUGGCAUCUGUCUUUUUGGAGUCUGUCCUGAGGACUCCAAGAGCAUUCUGCUGAACCCUGGACCUCAGCACACCAUGAAACCUUUAGACAUGUGCUUCUAUAUUAAUAUUACCAAGGAAGAGAACUCAUGCUUCAAAAUCAAGAAAUCAAGCAAAAAGAGCCCCAAGAAUCAAGUCCCGAUGAGUAGCAUUGUCGCAAGUAGCAUGGCCAUAGACAUUCAGGAUAUAGACAGUCCAUCCAGUUUAGGUCCCUCACUCUCAACUGAACCUUUAACAUCUGAGAAAAGAAAACCAACCACAUCUGCUGUUCUACAAAUCCCAGCUCCUCCCAUCUUACAGACUGAUGACGUGUCCAGUGAUCGGUCAGAGUAUCCAAGAAUCCAUGUGAGUGGAGAUGAAUGCAGUGAAAGUUACGUCAGGGGAUAUCCCCCAAAUUCACCCUACAUCGGAAACUCCCAGACACUGUGCCAUUUACGGAAAGAGAAAAUGCCUAAAUGUUGUAUGCAGCUGGUAAAGUUUUUGUCUAAGACUUGCAACCACGAAGACGAUGAUGAUGUCAAAGCAUACAGUUUGAUGAAUAAGCUCACCAUAGUGUCUGCUGAGGUAGCAGGAAAUGGCUUGUACAACUUCAUUCUCCCAUUACGAGCCUCAUACAGACCACAGAAUGAGAUCUACCCAAUUGUGCUUCUCCUGGAACAAGAGCCUGAUGCAGAUUUUCUAGAGACUGUCUGUUGGUUCCCUAUGAUCUAUUACUUGGUUGGAUCAAUCGACAAUCUGGAUAACCUUUUGCGCUGUGGCGUCUCUUUUGCUGCUAAUAUGGUGGUUGUAGACAAAGAGAGCACCAUGAGGGCUAAGGAAGAUUAUAUGGCUGAUGCAAAAACCAUUGUUAAUGUCCAGACUCUUUUCAGAUUAUUCUCUGGCCUCAACCUCAUCACUGAGCUCACCCAUCCUGCUAACAUGAGAUUUAUGCAGUUCAGCGCAAAGGACUGUUACUCAAAAGCAUUCUCCAAACUGCAAAAGAAAGAAAGAGAAAAAGGCACAAACUUAUCCUUCAUUUUUCACCUGCCGUUUGCAGCUGGUAGGGUGUUCAGUGUUGGCAUGCUGGACACACUCUUGUACCAGUCAUUUGUCAAAGAUUACAUGAUAACCAUCACUAGGCUCCUUCUUGGACUGGAAACUACACCAAAAUCUGGUUUCCUAUGUGCUAUGAAAAUCACAGAGGCAGACUUAUGCAUGCAGACAUAUGGCAGACUCUACCAGAUGUUGUGCUCCACAGUAGGACACGUUCCCAUCGGCAUCUACAGGACUGAGUCUCAGACAGCUGGACCUCCUGAGACUCCACGCACCCCACUGUCAGUGAGUAUAUCAGAAUUUGAGGAGGGCAGAGACCCAGAGGAGCAUGGUCUGCGGAGAAGGAGCAUUCGGUGGGCUUCACAGCUUCUGGGGCCGUGGCAUGCUGACCGUGAUGCUGAAAAAAGCUGCCAGCAGCAGGGUCUCCUGCGUUCGUGUACAGAAAGACAAGAGCUCACUAAACUGGUCAAGAAGCGUAUGAAAAAUUUGGGGCUCUGUACAAGUGGAUUUGAUGAAAAGAAUGACAAUCAGAGUAGCCACUCUUACGUCCUAAUCAACCCAUCACCAGAUACAAGACUGGAGCGAAAUGAUAUCGUGUACAUUAUCAGCAUAGAUCCUCUCUCCUCAAUGCUCAAUGUCAACAGCAGCAAGACGUCUGAAAAACAGAUGGGAGAGGAAAACAAAGCCACAGAAUCAUCUCAAAAUAAUGAUCAGACUCAUUCAAGUCAUUUUACACCGUGAUAUAGGCACAGGCAGGCUAAAGGGCUCGUUAUAGUUGUGUGUAGGUCCUAUGGCGUAGCCGUGACGGCGUAGGUUUCGCGUCGGUUUUCAUUUAUUCUUUUGCGUUGUCGUCCGCGUCGACGUGCAAACACAUGCGCAGACCGGUGGCAGGCAGUAACCAGGCGUGUAACCACAGUAGCGCGACCGUCAAAGAAGAAGAAGCUUGGCAAGUAACCCACAAACGAAGAAAAGCAAUGAUGGAAGUAAAUAAACAGCGACUUUUGUUGCAGUUUGAGUAAAAUCACUCAUCUUUGUUUUCAUCGUCGCAAACGUAAAUACCUAUGACGCAGUUUUUUUACCUGACGGGAGGGGUUCUGGUGAACCAAUCACAGCGCUUGCGGUCCGCGUAGAACUGACGCGCUGUUAAGAUUUUUGCGAGGUGCACGUCAGGCUAUGCACAGCUACGCACAAGCUACGGAUAGCCUACACCGUAGCUACGGCGUGGAGCUUACGCACUACUAUAAAUCGGGCUUAACACAGUGCUUAACAUAACCAUGAAUGCCACUUUUGUAUUUCUACAAACCUUUAUUGUAGGUUUUACCUAAAAUCUCUACCCAGCUCAAUGUGUAAUCACACAAAACAUCUCUGUAUGUGGCUAUGUAUGUAUGUACUGUAUGUAUGUAUGUAUAUACAUGUAUGUGUGUGUGUGUGUGUGUGUGUGUGGAGCAAGGAGUUGGUUUUAUCUCUUGUUCUAGCAUCUCUUAACGUGAUAUCGCAUGUAUUUUACAUAUUCAGUUUUUAUUGCUCUAUUUUAUAAAGUUUGCCAGUAAUUCUGGAGCUGACAUUUUGUCUAAGUUGCAAUCUCAGUUUUCUAGUACAGAUUUUUUUUACAGCAUUUCUGGAUAUAUACUUAAUACUAGUAUUUAUUGUGUGGUGUUGUAUGGCAAAUUUAAAAUGUUGUAUUGGCUGUGUUAAAUGUUUUCAAAGUAAUCCAAUGAAUGCAUUUAAAAUAUUUAAUAUAUCUAGAAAUAAAUAGUAUGUCCCAGUCUGUAUGGACAAGUGGUGCAGUGCCCUACCAAAACAUGAAUCCACUUGAAAAUAUGAAGAGUUUGGUUCCAAAACGCAAUAAAUGCCUUUUUUAAAUGAAUUACUGCCAAAAUCAGUAUUGUAUCAGGUCAGUAUUUAAAAGUGAAUUCUUAAUUUUUAUAAUAAAGCUUUGAAAAUCAAAUUAUGGGUUUGAAAUGUUAAUGUUAUUAUUACCUAAAGAUGCUAUGUGAAAGUUUGUAACAGAAAAUAGUGUUUUUUACAGAAAUUAGUCAAAAUGGAUUUAUUGCAUUUUGGAACCAAAUUCUUCAUAUAGAACGGUUUAUAAACUUAAUUAAAUCUAAACUGUUAACUCAUAUUUAACAAAAGUGAUAUGUUUGGAAAUUGAGCGCAUGGCUUGGAUGGCUACCAUAUGCAAUGAUUGAAAUGAGGGGGCAGAGGCGCCACGCAUUUUUCGCAUGCAAAUUUGUGGUAAAAAAUAGUAAUGCAGCGAGCCCUAAUAGAGAGCCAUAUGGGCAGAUUUGAAUCUGCCCUUUAGUUUUUAUGUUAUGAAAACGUAGUUCCAGACAAUGCUAUAUCAUUCCGUGUAAAGUGCAUAUCAGUCUGCGUGACAAGUACAACUGAUUCUUCAGGUUGUGAGCAUCGUGAGUGGUAACUUACAAAUUAACCCGAUAGGGUAGAAUUGUAUUAAAGAAAUUUGUUUGAAAGAUUGUCAGUGGACAUCAAACAGCGUUGCCCUGUUCAGUGGGGUUGUGGGAUUACAUAAAGCUUUGGCCAUCUAGUUGUACUAAACGGAAUAAAGUGUUUUGUUUUCAAAAAGCAGAAACUUCCAUAGUAGGAAAAAGAAUACUAUGGAAGGGAAUAGGGCUCAUGAACGGUUUGGUAACAUUCCUCAAAAUAUCUUCCAAUGUGUUCAUCAAAACAAAUACAUUUCUACAGGUUUGUAACAACAUGAGAGUGAAUGAUGACCGAAUUUUCAUUUUUGGGUGAGCUAUCUCUUUAAUACAGUAUUUGAUGUCUUUAAAAUACAUGUUUUGGUCCCACACAAUGUUUAAGGUGUGGUAACGGUUAUGGAACAAACAUGUUACAGAACUCUGCUUGCACAACAAUCUCCAUGAUAAUUUAUGUAUUACAUACCCACAUAAUAAUACUUAUUUUUAAGUCAGUAUAUGGUUGACUAAAAUACCAUCAAGAUGAGCCUUUUUGUACAAGAGCUUUUGUUUUCAUCUGUAACCCAUGACAUGCUAUUCUCACAAAGACAGCAGAAGUGCUCUUUUGCCUACAAACAAUUGUAAUACACAAACAAUGACCAGUGACAAAUCAUAAAGCAUUUGAAUAUGAAAACUAGUCUUUUCUUGUCCUCUUUUGAAAUGUAAAUUAAUGCUCAUGCUGCAGGAGGCUUACGCUUAAACAUUUGUAAUAUUUUGUACUCAUUUGUAAUAAUUGCGGAGGUUGUCU
Misgurnus anguillicaudatus (oriental weatherfish) is the source of this 6112-nucleotide messenger RNA. It is a transcript of the gene kcnt2a, whose product is annotated as potassium channel, subfamily T, member 2a. Gene Ontology annotation, molecular function: outward rectifier potassium channel activity; intracellular sodium-activated potassium channel activity. Gene Ontology annotation, biological process: potassium ion transmembrane transport. Gene Ontology annotation, cellular component: plasma membrane. Lineage: Eukaryota; Metazoa; Chordata; Actinopteri; Cypriniformes; Cobitidae. The record is from RefSeq and is a predicted model, not a curated record.